Messenger RNA from Cajanus cajan (pigeon pea), 1143 nucleotides. RefSeq names its product Pathogenesis-related thaumatin superfamily protein. The record is from RefSeq and is a predicted model, not a curated record. Lineage: Eukaryota; Viridiplantae; Streptophyta; Magnoliopsida; Fabales; Fabaceae.
UAAUUAUUCCCUUCCCCACCCAACACACACAAACAUCAUGGAAUUGCAUCUUCAUAUCACCUUACCAAUCACUUUGCUCUUAGCCAUAAUUUUAUCAGGACAAAGAACAUGCGAGUGUGCGAGAGUUUUCACCAUAGUAAACUACUGCAAGGAGACUCUAUGGCCAGCAGUGACCCCCGGAGAAUACUUCAACGGCGGCGGUUUCGUCCUGAAACCGGGCCAAUCGGAGGUGUUCACCGCCCCGGUGAGCUGGAGCGGGCGCAUAUGGGCCCGAACCGGUUGCAAGUUCGACCAAAGCGGAAGCGGGCAGUGCCAAACCGGUUCGUGCGGCAGCACUCUGAAGUGCUCGGCCUCGGGCAAAACCCCCGCAUCGCUGGCCGAGUUCACGCUCGCCCAAGUCGACUUCUACGACGUUAGCCUCGUUGACGGCUUCAACGUUCCCAUCUCCGUUAAGCCCCUUAACGGAAAGGGCAACUGCUCCACCGCCGGCUGCGACUCCGACCUCCGCUCCACUUGCCCCAAGGAACUCGCCGUCAAGGCUAACGGCAAGACCAUUGGGUGCCGCAGCGCCUGUGACGUCUUCAACGCCGAUGAGUAUUGCUGCAGAGGCGUCUACGGUAACCCCGUCACGUGCAAGCCCACCUUUUAUUCCAAGAAGUUUAAGGACGCCUGCCCUACUUCUUAUAGCUAUGCUUACGAUGAUCCUACCAGUAUUUUCACUUGCUCAGGGACCGAUUAUGUCAUAGCCUUCUGCUCUUCCAGGAAACGACAGGUGUGCUCUUACCAUAAUAACAAGCUUCAUUGCAGUGGAUCACAAGGGUUCAAAUCGUUGAUUGGGAGGUGGGGGAUCCUCAUGAUAACGCUGUUUUCGCUGCUUACUUUGUGGGUUGGAUUCUAGGUGCUCGUGAUGAUAAAUGAUUCCACUAUAACAGUACUUCAUUUUAUUUUAUGACUUUGUGUAUAUAUAUAAAUGGAAGUAUGAAACCAGUUUUUUUUUUCUCUGAGGAUGUUACUGUUGCGGAGGGUCUAUACUCUAUACCCUUGAAAGUGUUGUUUAUACGGGAAGGUGUUGUUUUAACAAUUGAUUUGAUUCAUAUUCGUUUCCUUUAAUUUAAGGAAAAUGUUGAUGUGCACCUGAGGUUA